AUGGGGCCUCACUCGUCGGAAUCGCCUGCCAAGAAACAGACCAAAUGGUCUAAAGAAGAAGACGCCUUAAUCGUGCAACUCCGAGGAAGUGGUAUGAAAUGGGAUGACAUUUCCAGAAGGUUGCCAGGAAGGAGCCCUAUAAGUUGUCGACUGCACUACCAGAAUUACCUUGAGAAGAAGAUCGACUGGGACGAGGAAAAGAAAAAUAAACUCGCGAGGCUCUACGAGAGAUUUAAAGGAGACAUGUGGGCUAGGGUUGGAGAGGAGAUGGAGAUACCAUGGAAAGCAGCGGAAUCCAUGCACUGGAAGCUGGGCGAAACAGACAUGGCAGCUCGUGCUGGGGUAACAAAGACAUUUCCGCUGAAAACAGAGGCAGAGGGGUCGCAAAAUGGUACUAGAACAUCUCCUCGACAUGCCCAUUCCCACUCACAGGGGAAUAUUUCUCGCGAUGCGACAACUCCAAGAGGGUAUGGUCGCGGAGGGACGUCGUCAUUAAACGGGCCGCUCGCAUCACGAAGGGAGGCCGUGCCUAACCUUUCCCUCUAUCCUAAACCUAUUACCGACAAUUAUGGGUAUCAUGCUCCCCAUGGAAUGCCUCUAGCCCCUCUCAAGAAUCAGCCAACGCGACCAGGGAUGCUACCAGGAGUUGCAGAGUUGACAACGGGUGCAAGCCCAUAUAGUACGCCGGCAUAUUCUUUACCGCCUCCGAACGUGAGCCCUGCUCCAGGCACUACAGCAAGUCCAGGUCCUUAUAUGAUUCCGAUGGGGUACCCACCCUUAGAAUCAACAAUGUCGAAACGGCGUAGGAGCCCAGAGGUCAGCAGUUUCUCUCCUGGGAUGAGCAGGCGAAGAGCAUAA
Messenger RNA from Hypoxylon trugodes, 858 nucleotides. RefSeq lists its product as uncharacterized. Lineage: Eukaryota; Fungi; Ascomycota; Sordariomycetes; Xylariales; Hypoxylaceae. Bases 1 to 858 code for a protein of 285 amino acids. The record is from RefSeq and is a predicted model, not a curated record. The transcript has 2 exons.